This is a messenger RNA of Drosophila serrata, 1381 nucleotides long. RefSeq names its product crossover suppressor on 3 of Gowen (gene c(3)G). The record is from RefSeq and is a predicted model, not a curated record. Lineage: Eukaryota; Metazoa; Arthropoda; Insecta; Diptera; Drosophilidae.
AGAUACUCAGAUCUCUCUAAUUGAGGCUAACGAAGAGUACACCAAAGAAUCAAAGGAACUGAAAGCCCAAAAGGAAGCAUAUGAAAAUGAAAUUUCCAGCCUAAGGUAUACUGAGAGCCAGCUGUCACAGGAUCUCAAGAAGCUAGCAGAGAGUCACGAGCAGCUCGAAGCUGCAAGCCUCCAGCAGCGCUCCGUACACAACGGAGAGCUUGAAAACUACAAAGCUCAAAACACCGAGCUGCAGGAAAUCAUCAAAAGCUUUGAGAACGAGCUGGAGGUUCAAUCUCAAUCCUUGCAAGCUGAAAAGGAAAUUGUAAUUAAUGAAACGCGUAAGGUUCAGAUCCUUGAAUCCGAAUUAGAAGUCGAAAGAGAGCGCUAUCGAAACGAUAUAAAUGCCAUGAAAACUGCACUAGAACAUAGGGACAAGGCAUCUUGUGCUGAGCAAGAUAAGAUCGAAAGUCUUGAGGUUGAGCUAGAUAAGCUCAGGAAGAUCAAUUCCAGCCUCAAGGACGAGAAGGAGCAAAAGGACAAUGAGUUAUCUGAAGCUAGGAAAACCUUCGAGGAAGAAGUGAAGAGCCAAACAAAUAACCUAAAGAGUAAGAUAUUCGGCUUGCAAGAGGAACUAAAGCAGAAGGAAAUUAAACUAAUUGGUCUCGAACACGAGAAGAAUGGCAUCAUAAAUCAGCUGAAGAACAAAAUGAGCACAAUUUGCAAUACCAUCGAGCAGCCGAUAGUUGCCUCAACAAUAGCCAACUUGCCAGAGUCCAAGAAGUCCUCAAAGAGGUCGCAGGAAGUCAAGCCCACUGUCGCCGUCGUUAACAGCCCUGCGAACUCUUCCAAAAGGCGUAGGGUUCGAAAGUUCGACUAUUUUCCCAAUGAUUCGGACUUUGAGAGCGAGGAUGAUGCAGUACCGAUAAAAAUGCUAUUUUCCAAACGUGAAAAUUUGGCUGUAGUCAUGCCGCAAGACGACAUUUUCGACGCUUUAAAAAGUGGAAAUAUUUAGGAAAGCCAAUGAAAUCCAUCAAAUAUAAUAUGUAUGUAUAUUCCAACUCAUUUCUCUUACCAUUACGUACGUUAAAACAAAACUAGUUGAGAGUAAUCACAGAUUACUAUAAAUACUGAGUUAAGUAGGUCUUGAAAUAUCACUGACCAUUUUUUAAGUCCUAUCCAUGUACAUUAUUUUCUUUAAAAACUUGACGCGUUGAGCAAGUAUUUUUCAAGAACAAUUACGUACUCUUUUUCAUAACAAACUUUCAUACUUUUCUUAUGAAACAUCUUCAAUUAAUUCAGUAAAUUAACGUAAAUACUUUUGUUAACUAAAAGUCGUAUUGUUUACUUGUAACAAAUCAGUAUUCCCUAAAUAAUCAAUUAUCGUAAAAAG